CGAAAUGGGAUAUUUCGCUCGGAAUUAUAAGUCAGAAAAGAAACCUGUUAAGGAACAGAAGGCUCUAUCAAAUAAUGACAAGUCCAAGAAUGUUAGUUACGCCAAUGCAGAGUAUGAGGAUGAUUCUUGGGACCAAAAAGAGUUGGUGUAUAUCUUCCAGACACCCCAGCAUCAAUCAUACAUUAAGGACUAUAAGGAGACUAAGCAAAAGCAAUCUGAAUCGGAAAAAGAGAAUGCUUUGCUAAAGAAGACCCCAAAAGUACCACCCACUUUCGAAACCCCGGAUCAAAAGGACUCUAUGGAUAUUACGGUAAAUUUUCCAAUUGAAUCCAAGAUAGUAGUCGUAACUUUCAAUAGUGGCAGAUCAAAGACCCUUGGCAUCGUAGAAAAUAUAAAGAUCAUGUUACAAGGCAUAGUUAUUCCAAUUGACCUACAAGUUAUAAAAUCUAUGAAUGAGACUCUCUUACUUGGAACAGAUUGGUUUGCCAAGUCUUGUACCACCCUGAAUUUCGGAAAUCAUACCUUGCAUAUUAAAUAUGCAGGUAAGCAGGCCACCAUCAACACUACCCAUACUAGCACCACCCUACUAUUUCCCAUCAAAGAUACAGAUGAGAAGGAUGAUGAUCAGUGGAGACCUUUUUUCUCUGAUGAAGCCACAAUGGACUUCGAAGAUUGGUUAUUUUAUAAUCCUUGGGAAAAUGAGGUUAGCCCAGCCAUAUGUUUGGUAGAAACAAUAGAUGGCAUGCACCAACCAGAAACCCCACCCAAUUAUAAUAUUGGCCAAGAAGUUACUCCACGGCAAAAAGAAGCAGCCUAUAAGUUGUUGCUUCAGAACCACGAA
Messenger RNA from Dentiscutata erythropus, 841 nucleotides. The record is from the annotation of a GenBank genome assembly. NCBI's taxonomy places the organism in Eukaryota, Fungi, Glomeromycota, Glomeromycetes, Diversisporales, Gigasporaceae.